AUGGUACUCUCCGUCAUCCGCACCUGGCUCUGUGAUAUCAUUUGGCCUCCCACAACCCAGGAGUCGGAUAAGUCGAAGAACGUUGCAGAAUUACCGCUCGAUGAUCCCCACCCCUUUCGAACGAAUGAAACGGGACCUGGAUCAUCUCUCAAUGCUCAACCUUCUCCAUUUCCCCAGGAUCCUUAUAUUGGUAUCCCAGUAAUUGGAAAUGGCAUGACUGGGAUUAUUCUUAAGCUGGGGGAAGACCGUGCUGUUAAGAAAGCUAAGCAAUAUAAACUCGGAUACCUCCCAGAUCGCGAGGAUGUGGAGUACAUGAACGAAAUAAAUCAACAAACUCUGGCGAAUGAGAUCCAAGUCUUUGAACGCCUGGGCAGCUAUACGGGGAUUAUUCCGUAUUUUCAAAUAUCCCAGUAUGGGAUUGAGCUAGCCCUUGCCCAAGGAGAUCUUGAGUCCCAUCUAGAAACCUAUCCGGAAUGCGAGAAUUCCUUGAAAAUCAGCUGGAUGUUAAGUCUGAUCAAGACUUUUGCCUAUAUCCACUCUCAUAAGGUACUCGUGGAUGAUAUUGCGCUCCGCAAUAUCUUAAUCCCGGAUGGGCAGCUUAAACUUGCAGACUUCGGACAAUCUAUUUUAUUACCCCUUGAUAUCGAUAUGGCUUCUGCUAAUGAAAAUGACUUGAAUGUUCAGAUUGAAAUACUGCAUCUUAGUUGGGUUCUUUACUCUAUUCCAUCCUGGCAUGUCCAUAAAUACUAUUUCUUUAGCCCCGAGAACCCUGACCUGUGUUGGCCUGAACCAGACUCAUUCCCAAAUGUUGACGAUAUUCUAUGGGGGAGGAUAAUUAAGAAAUGCUGGCAUGGCGAAUACGGGAGUAUGGAGAAUGUGAAAGACGAGGCUCACCAAUUACUCACUAGCCAGCAUGAGAGGUGUGAUCCUGGUGACGAUUCUGUUGCCUGACUCGCUAGUAGGGAUAUAUAUGAAAGUGAAUGAUAUUAUCUAAAGGAAAUAUUUAACAGCGCAACGUCAACGCUCAAACAUGUAUGUCCCAAGGAAAUGAAAUAGACAAGAAAAACAUCAUAAUAUACAACUCCAUGCUCGAUCCUUCCUAUGCUCAAUCCAUUGAAUUUAAACCAAAGCAAAGGCAUAUAUGCAAUGCAAAUAGAAAGAGGACC
Messenger RNA from Aspergillus steynii IBT 23096, 1166 nucleotides. RefSeq lists its product as uncharacterized. Bases 1 to 951 code for a protein of 316 amino acids. The transcript has 2 exons. The record is from RefSeq and is a predicted model, not a curated record. Lineage: Eukaryota; Fungi; Ascomycota; Eurotiomycetes; Eurotiales; Aspergillaceae. Gene Ontology annotation, molecular function: protein kinase activity; ATP binding. Gene Ontology annotation, biological process: protein phosphorylation.